AUACAAUUGGUAGCUGAACACUUAAAAAAAUAAAAAUAAAAAAUCACUUAAUUACGUAAUAAUAUAUUAUUAUUUUUUAUUUUUAUUUGGUAUGUUUAUCUCUCAGCCCCGACUCGAUGAAAUUUGGAGCUGCAGUCGACAGAACGUGCCGAGCAGUGAGAGAGAAGUUAGUGUUUGUUAGCAGUAGCUUAAACAAUGGCUUUUCUGUUUCAGAAAUUUCAAGAGGGUGUGAAAAUUCUUGCAAAAAGUCCAACAUUUGCUAGAGAUCCAAGGAAGCUUCAAUUUGAAGCCGACAUGAAUCGUCUCUUUUUAUACACUAGCUAUAAUCGCUUGGGAAGGGACGCUGAUGAGACAGAUGCCGACGAAAUUAUCAACAUGGCUAGUAAAGCCUCUCUGGCUGAUCAAGAGAAGCAAGUACAAGAAAACAUCCAUUCUCAAUUGGAAAAGUUCUGCAUUUCUAUGAAUCGAAUUCUUCUUCCCGAUACGUCAAAAGAAAGUGAGACAGUUGAGUCAUCUAAUCAAUCAAAUUCCACCACUCGCAGAAGUGGCCUGAGUUUUGCUGUUGGCAAGAGUGGCUCACCUGCUGACGCUCCUGUUGUACCAGAGACUAGGCCAUUAAAAUGCUCUGAAGUAUCACAGAAAUUACAGGCUAGCAUUGGCUACACGCUUGAUCUCAAACCAUCCCUGAUACCCCACGAGGAAGCUGGCAAAGGUUUAUUUUUAUGUGGUGAAGCUGAUGUUGGUACUGUCAUAGCCAUAUAUCCUGGUGUAAUAUACUCCCCUGCUUAUUACCAGUACAUUCCUGGAUACCCAAGAGUUGAUGCACAGAACCCAUAUUUGAUCACUAGGUAUGACGGAACUGUAAUCAAUGCCAAACCUUGGGGCACUGGGGGUGACAACCGAGAAAUGUGGGAUGGCUUGGCAGUUCCUGAAAUUAGACCAAAUAUGGAAGGGACAGAAAAAGGUUCAGACCGGAUGUGGAAACUGCUCAGUAAGCCUAUGGAAAGUAAGCGAGGGGGGAGCAGAACUGAGUUGUUGGAGAGGAGAAACCCAUUGGCUUUGGCUCAUUUUGCCAAUCAUCCAGCAAAGGGUAUGGUCCCAAAUGUCAUGAUCUGCCCUUAUGACUUUCCAUUGACUGAGAAGGACAUGAGAGCCUAUAUUCCUAACAUAUCAUUUGGAAAUGCAGAGGAGGUAAGCAUGAGGAGAUUUGGUAGCUUUUGGUUUAGAUGGGGUGGUUGGAGUAGUAGUGGGUCAGACACUCCAGUUUUGAGAACUCUAGUUUUGGUGGCUACUAGGACACUUUUUGAUGAAGAGGUGCUCUUAAACUACAGGUUGAGCAACUCUAAGAGACGGCCAGCGUGGUAUACUCCAGUGGAUGAAGAGGAGGACCGAAGGAGAUGGAGCUAAAUCAGUUGAGUAUUUUAUUUGAAUUAAAAUCAGUUAAAGCUACUGCUUGAAAGUGGUUUCCAACAGGAGCAGCAGUUUUGUGUCAAACUUCUUUUGCAUUCAGGGGAUAAUGUGAGUGUGCUCUACUAUUCUUCUUCUCUAUUUUUAAUCUGCUUACCUGGAUGGGUUACUCGGUUGUAGUUUGAAGAAACAAAAUGCUAGUCUAUGACCCAAUUGGCAAAUUUUAUUGUUGUCAAGAUUUUGGUUGCUUUCUUUUGCAAUUGAUGGGCAAAUUCUUGAGUCAUGAACAAAUAGAGGAAUUUCGUCUCAGAUUGUUAGACAUUGCAACAAUCAAAAAGGAAUUACUUUUAGGGAUAA
Messenger RNA from Mangifera indica (mango), 1764 nucleotides. RefSeq lists its product as uncharacterized. Bases 196 to 1407 code for a protein of 403 amino acids. The record is from RefSeq and is a predicted model, not a curated record. NCBI's taxonomy places the organism in Eukaryota, Viridiplantae, Streptophyta, Magnoliopsida, Sapindales, Anacardiaceae. The transcript is spliced from 4 exons.